CAACCAUUGGCCGAUUGGUUGCCGGGCCGCGGGCAAGGUGGAGCGCGCGAAUGGCCGCUCGGGGCUGCCAACCCUCUUCUGGGACACGAUCUGGGUCCGCUGCAUCUGUCCUGGGCUCUAACUGCCGCACCGUUCGUUCUCUCCAGACUCUCCAUGGGUGGCACGUUUUCAAUGACUUGGGCUCGACAUCUGGAUGAGUCCAUGGAGGAAAUCACGAAAGCGCUCCAGCAAUAUAUAAUAUCUUGCCUGUUCCCACCCGGAUCCAUGCAUCAUCGAACAGACCAUCCCUUCUCCUCAUCACCACCAUCCUCCUCCCAACCCCUCGUCUCAGGACAUUAGCAAAAGGGGAGUCCUCAACCCACCGUCCCCGGUCCUCCUCAACGUCCGCGUCGCCACAACAUGGGCUUCAAAUUCGGCCUGGGAGGCUCUCAGGAGCCAACGCUGGACGAUGUCCACGCUCAGCAGGAUCGUCGCCCUUCAAUCGCUGAAGUCACCGAGAACCAAGUCCGCCGCAAGAGCGUCAGCGACAAGCAGAUCACCGGAGCCUCACAGAUCACGCUGAGGCAGUCCAUCGUGCCCGUCGCGCUGGUCACGAUCCUGUUCUUCAUGUGGGGCUUCGCGUACGGCCUGCUGGACGUCUUGAACAGCCGCUUCCAGGUCGCGCUGGACAUUACAAAGGGACAGUCCUCCGGGCUGCAGGCGUCGUACUUUGGCGCCUACUUCAUCGGCCCCCUGACCUACUCGGGCUGGUUCGUCCGCAAGUUCGGAUACCGCUACACAUUCAUGCUCGGCCUAGCAAUCUACUGCGUCGGCGCGCUCAUGUUCUGGCCCUCGGCCGUCUACCGCUCCUUCGGCGGCUUCUGCGGCUCCCUCUUCAUCGUCGGCUCCGGGCUCUCCACCCUCGAGGUCUCGGCAAACCCGUACAUCGCCGUCUGCGGCCCGCCAAAGUACUCGGAGUUCCGCCUCGAGCUCUCCCAGUCCUUCCAGGCCGUCGGCUCCGUCAUCGCGCCCAUCCUCGCCUCCCGCGUCAUCUUCAAGCACGUCGGCACCGACGGCAAGGACCUCGGCGCCGUCCAGUUCGUCUACCUCGGCAUCGCCGCCUUUGUCGCCAUCCUCUGCGUCGUCUUCUACUUUGCGCCCAUCCCCGAAAUCACAGACGCAGACAUGCAAGAUCAGACCGAAAUGAUCGCCGCCCCUGGCCCCGACGGCACUACUCCCGCCGCAACCGACAAGCCCUUCCGCAAGCAAUACACCCUCUUCUGGGGCACCGCCGCGCAAUUCGCCUACGUAGGCGCCCAGGUGGGUAUAGCAGGCUACUUCAUAAACUACUUCGCCGAAGCGAACCCCCAACUCACCACCACCCAAGCCCACAUCAAAGGCGCAGACUUCUACGCCAUCGCCCAGGCCCUCUUCGCAGCAGGCCGCUUCGCCGCCGCAGCAGCAAUGUUCGUCUUCAAACCCCGCUACGUCCUGCUCGUCUUCCAGACCCUCAUCAUGGUCUUCAUCAUCGCCGCCAUCGCCGUCAACACCGGCUCCCCGACAACGCCGAACUGGGGCGGUCUGGCCAUGCUCAUGCUCGUGCUCUUUUUCGAAUCCUGCAUUUUCCCCCUUAUUCUUACGCUUUCGAUUCGGGGGCUGGGUAGGCAUACGAAGCGGGGGGCGUCGUUUGUGGUUGCUGCUGUGUCCGGCGGCGCGGUUGUGCCGGCUAUCUUGGGCAAUGUUUCGGAUCGGAUUGGGGUUAGGCGGGCGAUGGUUGUGCCGUUGGCGUUUUUUGUCGUGGCGUGGUCGUUUCCGAUUUAUUUGAAUUUGUGUAAGGGGAGGGAGUUGGAUGCGUAUACGCAUUCUACUGUUGGGUUGAAGGGGGAUGGGGACUUGAAGGGGGGUUGGGGGUUGGGGGUUGGGUUAAGGGGUGAGAGGGACUGGUUUGGGGGGUUUGUGGGUGUGGAUGUGGAUAUAUAUACCUCUGCUGAAAUGAUGGGCGAUGACGGAUGA
Pseudovirgaria hyperparasitica is the source of this 1992-nucleotide messenger RNA. RefSeq names its product glucose/galactose transporter. Lineage: Eukaryota; Fungi; Ascomycota; Dothideomycetes; Acrospermales; Acrospermaceae. Gene Ontology annotation, molecular function: transmembrane transporter activity. Bases 400 to 1992 code for a protein of 530 amino acids. The transcript has 3 exons. The record is from RefSeq and is a predicted model, not a curated record. Gene Ontology annotation, biological process: transmembrane transport.